Acinonyx jubatus (cheetah) is the source of this 4395-nucleotide messenger RNA. Its product is annotated as zinc finger protein 345-like. The record is from RefSeq and is a predicted model, not a curated record. NCBI's taxonomy places the organism in Eukaryota, Metazoa, Chordata, Mammalia, Carnivora, Felidae. Gene Ontology annotation, molecular function: RNA polymerase II cis-regulatory region sequence-specific DNA binding; DNA-binding transcription factor activity, RNA polymerase II-specific. Gene Ontology annotation, biological process: regulation of transcription by RNA polymerase II. The transcript has 2 exons.
AGUUGAGACUUUUCUCACGGUCUUGCCCACGGAGUGCCAGGGAGAGUGAGCAGCUGUUGUGCACAACUGUCAAAAACUUUCCUUGUCCCUUCAGUGUGGUUCUUCUUCAUUCAUACUUGAAUGCUUGUGCUGUGUUCUCCUAACUGGCUUCUAGAGCACUGAAAAAAGGCCGUAUCUUCAAAUGACACCCAGAGCUUGCUGCCAAAGCCGUGCAUAGAAUCUUGUUUUCAGAAUGUGUCACUGGGUAGAUAUAAACAGAGUGCCCUUGAGAAUUUACACUUAAUGAUAGACUGGGACAAUGAUGGAGAGAGUGCAGAGCAUCCGAGAUACGAAGGACGUAUCCAAACAGAGAUAACUGCCCAUUAUGAGAAUCUCACCGCCCCAGACGGUGAAGGAUAUAAAACAUUCUGGACGACAUCCCUUUUUAAGUCAACUACUUCUGCAAAGCCUUGUGUUUCUGUAAGCAAUGGUUCAAAUCCAAUGAUCAAAGAUACGUAUAUGCAGAAUCCAAAUUUGGAAAAUCUAGAAAAUUACCUAGUCCAGGCUGAAAAUAAUUAUUUGAACCAUUUUGAAAAUAGGUUUGCAUUGACCUUUCAGUCCAAUAUUUCUGAAAAUCAGGGAUUUAAAAAUGAAGAAAAAAGCGCUAUGUGGUAUCAGUUUGAGAGUUCCUUCACUGAGGAGUCAACCCUGCAAAACUACCAGAGCAUUUUCAAUGAAAACAUAAUUGCUCAAUACAGUGAAUCUGAGAAGAUAUUUAUCCAGGGGUCAAAUGUUAAUAAACAUCUGAUUACUCAUUUUCCAGAGAACCAUUUUGAGUGUAAUAAAUGGGAAGUCUUUUAUCAAGGCUCCAACCUUAUUAUACAUAAGAGUAUGCAUAUGGGAGAGAAUCCUUAUAAAUAUAAUGAAUGUGACAAAGCUCUCAACCAGACCUCCAAUGUUAUUGAUCAUCAGAGAAUGCAUGUGGGAAAAAACUCAUACAGACGUAAUAAACCUGGGAACAUGUAUAGUCAGUCAUCAAGACUGUAUAUACAUAAGACAAUUGGUGCUGGAGAGAAAAGUUACAUUUGUAACGAAUGUGGCAAGGUCUUUAUCCACCACUCAAGCCUUACUCAACAUCACAGAAUUCAUACUGGAGAGAAUCUUUACAAAUGUAAUGAAUGUGGAAAACUCUUUACCAGGCACUCACAUCUUACUGAACAUCACAGGAUCCAUACAGGAGAAAAACCGUACAAAUGUCAAGAAUGUGGGAUGGCCUUUACCCAGCAUGCAACCCUUGUUGGUCAUUACAGAGUUCAUACAGGUGAGAAACCUUACCAAUGUAAAGAAUGUGGCAAGACCUUUAAAUGGCACUCAAUCCUUAGUAAACAUUACAGAACUCACACUGGAGAGAAACCUUACAUAUGUAAAGAAUGUGGCAAGGCCUUUAGGCAGCACACAACCCUUACUCACCAUUACAGAACUCAUACUGGAGAGAAACCUUACCAAUGUAAAGAAUGUGGCCAAGCCUUUAUCCAGCACUCCAACCUUACUCAACAUCACAGAAUUCAUACGGGAGAGAAACCUUACCAAUGUAAUGAAUGUGGCCAAGCUUUUAACCAUCACUCAUACCUUACCCAACAUCACAGAAUCCAUACUGGAGAGAAACCUUACCAAUGUAAAGAAUGUGGCCAGUCCUUUAACCAGCACUCGAACCUGACUCGACAUCACAGGAUUCAUACUGGAGAGAAACCUUUCAAAUGUAAAGAAUGUGGCCAGGCCUUUAACCAGCACUCACAUCUUAAUCAACAUCACAGAAUCCAUACUAGAGAGAAACCUUUCCAAUGUAAAGAAUGUGGCCAGGCCUUUAACAGACACUCAAACCUUACUCAGCAUCACAGAAUUCAUACAGGAGAGAAACCUUUCCAAUGUAAAGAAUGUGGCCAGGCCUUUAACAGGCACUCAUACCUUACUCGACAUCACAGAGUCCAUACUGGAGAGAAACCUUACAAAUGUAAAGUAUGUGGCCAGGCCUUUAACAGGCACUCAAACCUUACUCGACAUCACAGAAUUCAUACUGGAGAGAAACCUUACAAAUGUGAAGAAUGUGGCCACACCUUUAUCCAGUAUUCACAUCUUAUUCAACAUCACAGAAUACACACUUAAGAGAAACCUUACCAAAGUAAAGAAUGUGACCAAACACUUAAUCUCUGGUUAACCUUUACUCAUUAUCACGGAAUUCACACUGGAGCAAACCUUACAAAUCUAAAGAAUGAGAAAACUAUUAAGGACUUCUCAGCCCUUACUCCACAUCAGAGAAUUCUAUUGGAGAGGAACCAUACAAAUGUCAAGAAUGUAGGCCAACCUUUAAGCAAUGCUAAACCCUGACUCCUGAACAGAGAAGUUAUACUGGAGAGGAGUUUGCAAAUAUGAAGAAUUUGGGAAGCCCUUUAAUCAGAGGUCAAGCCUCAUUCAACAUCACAGAAUUAAUACUGGAGGAAAAAUUUACCAAUGUAAAGAAUCUGGUAAGACUUUUAGGCUCAACCCUACUGAGCAUCACAGACUUUAUGCUGAGGAGAAACAUUACAGAAGUAAAGAAUGUGGCAAUCCUGUAGCCGAAACUCACAAUUUGUUCAACAUCAUAGCUAUCUUAACAGUUUAGAAACCGUAACAUGUAGAGAAAGUUGCAGUGCCUUUAACCGGAAUCCAAAUGCACACCAGAUUCAAUCCCUGAAAAUGUAAUGAAUGAGCAAAGACCUUCAUUUUAAUGUACAUUUUAGCAAACACCAGAGUGCAUAGAGGAAAGUGACUUGAAAGAUAUAAAUAUUUAGGAAAAUAUUUAAUUGAAUAUCAAAUGUCAAUAGAGGUGACAAAUCAAGUGGCUAGCAUUAUGUCAGUCAACCUAUUUAGACAUUACAUCAAAAUACUCAUUAUAAGUAAAAAUACAAAGCUAAACACUUAGAUAAUAUAUAUGCUAAUAUGCUUCAAAAGCUUAAGUGGAUGGAUUUUUGCAUAGGUAUAAUUAAUUUCAAUGUGUUUUUUUUUCUUACAUUGACCCUGAGAUAUUUGACUAGCAAGUAUUAUUGUAUUUCUGCUCUCAAAUCGCAGAAUUCAUUCCUAGUGGGUGUGUGAAAGUAUGUGGCUGAUUGUUGAUGCAUCAAAGAUAUGAGAUGUCUUUCAUUAGGUGGGACUCCUGCAUACCUAAAUUUUCAUGGAAGAUGGAGGACAGUCUGAUGUACAAUAUGAAGAAAAUCUAAAUGGAGAUGCUAUUUAUGCUUAUAAUGAGAUAGGUGUUCAGACCAUCAAUCUUCUCCAUUUAUUUAAAGUAAAACCUUUCCCGAAUAUGAUAAGUAUUUUUUAUUUUACCAACUGGUAUUUAAGAAAAAAGACAUGGCAGUCUUGUAAAAUACUGGCGUAUCUUCAUAACAGCUAAAAUUCGAUGUAGAGAAUGUCAGUUGAUGUGGUUGAAAUGGAUCAAUCCUCGCAGAUGUCAGAAAGGAUAGCAAAUGCUUCCCCCAAACGGCAUAUGAUUUUUAGAUAGACAUUUUUUAAGAAGGACCUCAGGCCUGAAAAUUAUGGAAAGUACUAUUUCCACAUCAUUAUAUCAGGAGACCCAUGCUUUUUGAAUGCCUGUAUUCUGUAUUUUGAAGAAGGGUUAUAGAGUGGAUUUGGAAUGCAUUACUUAGUCUAUUUGUGAACUUAAUAUAUUUUAGUUACUAAAACAUAAUGGUUUUUAACGUGUUCGCAUGGAUGUGUAAUGAAUGAAGUAUUAUCCCACCACCAAUGUUAACCUAUCUCAUUUUUAUUUAAGGUUGUAGGAAACUGAUGAUAUGUAUCACGUAUUUGUAAUGGAGUGGAAUAAUACACCUAGAAAUCCAUUUUCUCAGUGGCUUCAAAGUUUAAAUAAUGUGUGAUUAUUUUUUCCCUAGUUUCUCAAUUGUAUCAUUUUCUCCUUUUCGGGACUAGUGGGAUAGUACACGGAUAUAUUAUAGAUUAUAUAGAGGUAUUAUAGACCGUUUAGCCCAAGGACUCCUUGUUGGUGCCACUUGGCAGCCAUUUUGUAUAGCCAGUAGUUUCGCAGGGACUUGAACUAACACCGGCCUUUUCUCACUAGUAUGGUCCCUAGAUAACACCCUGUAGAGUCACAAGUUAGUGUAACUUUUUUUUUUUUUAUUGUUUAUUUAUUUAUUUUGAGAGAGAGAGGGUGAGGGGCAGAGAGAGACGGAGACAGAAAACCCCAAGCAGGCUCUGUGCCAGCAGGGCAGAACCCAACCUGGGCCAAACUCACAAGCCUUAAGAUCAUGAUAUGAGUCCUUUAGCGGAUUGAGUCACUCAGGCGACCCCUAGUGUAACUUCUGAUAUAACUUCUUCCCCCCCCCCCCCCAACUUUUCCCCUUGUGUGUCCCUUAGAGAAGAUUC